UGUAGUUUGUAAAAUUUCGCUGCAUUCGAAAGUUGCAAUUCUGCGAAAUGCAUGUUCUGCUCCAGAUCCUAGUGCUCCUUGCCCUCUCCGGUUUCGCACUCAGUAGAGUCCAGGAAGUGCACAAUGUGCUGGAGCUAAUUGGUCAAACGGCAAACAAAGCCAGAUUCUCCACGGAUGUGGCCAUAGGCAAGUACACUCCGCCGGAGGAGAUGGAUCCGCAAUUCUGGUACAACAUCGCCGACGAGGAGAUCGCCAAGCGACUGCUGCAACCUCAACCCAAUUCCAAGAAGGCCAAGAACGUCAUUAUGUUCCUCGGGGAUGGUAUGCCUAUCGCCUCAAUCACCGCUGCUCGGAUCCUAAAGGGACAGCGCCAGAACAAGACCGGCGAGGAGUCGUCGCUGAGCUUCGAGAAAUUCCCCUAUUCUGGAUUGAGCAGAACCUACUGCUCCAACUCCCAGGUGCCCGACUCCGCCUGCACUGCCACCGCUUAUCUGUGCGGCGUGAAAACCAACAUCAUCAGCAUCGGAGUAAGUGCAGCAGUAAACUUCAACAACUGCACCGCCAGCCAGGAUCCGGCCAACCGUCUGACCUCCAUAGCGGAAUGGUCCCAGAAUGCUGGAAAAUCCACUGGCAUUGUGACCACCACCACGCUGACCCACGCCAGUCCCUCGGGAGCCUACGCCAAGACGGCCAACCGGAUGUGGGAGUGCGACACGGAUGUGACCAGCUAUGGUGUGGACGCCAGCACCUGCGUCGACAUGGCCACCCAACUGGUGACCCAGACGCCCGGCAAGAACUUCGAGGUCAUGUUCGGCGGCGGAAUGGGCAAGUUCUUGCCCAAGACCAUCAAGGACAGUCACGGAAAUGCUGGAGAGCGAUCCGAUGGGGUUAAUCUUUUGUCCCGUUGGCAACGGCUCCACGACAAAGGCGUCAUGGUCACCAAUCGCAAGCAGCUUCUCAACGUUAACGUCUCAUCAGCGUCCAGCAUUAUCGGUCUCUUCCAGUCGGGUUUGAUGAACCUCCACAUGGAUGCGGAUGCCACCUACGAGCCCACUCUUUCCGAACUCACCGAGGUGGCCAUCAAGAAGCUGAGCCAUAACAAUAACGGGUACUUUGUGUUCAUAGAAGGUGGUCUUAUUGAUAUUGCCAACCACUAUACACAGGCUGGUUACGCUCUGGACGAGCUCCUGGAGUUUGAAAAGGCCAUUCAGUUGGCCAGAGACAUGACCGACAUCGAGGACACGCUGAUUGUGGUGACCGCCGACCACGGACACGCCGUGAGUAUUGCCGGCUAUCCCGGCAGAGGAACCCCCAUCCUGGGCGUGAACCAGCACGACACCGAUAUCAAUGGAGUGAAGUACUCGGUGCUUAACUAUGCGGCUGGACCCAACCAGUACCUGGACGAGACUGGCCAGCGCAUUCCCCUGGACGACAUCAUAGGUGCCGACGACGCCAUCACCCCCAGUUACAUCGCCAAGGAGCAAGGCGUGCACUCCGGCGAGGACGUGGGUAUUUGGGCGUCAGGUCCUCAAAGCCACCUUUUCACCGGAACGAUGCAGCAGAGCACCAUUCCCCACCUGAUGGCCUACGCCUCCUGCGUUGGCAGCAGAAAGAAGGUGUGCGGCAGCUAACUACGGAGGACCUGGACUUUUGCAUUUAAGAACCCAAAUUAAGUUAAUAAAGUGGGAUUUUCUUUAUAUGGUAUGGUAAACUUCAUUGCAUGUGUAAUGUGUUAAAGGAUUUAAAAAAUAUAUAAAUGAUAUUUACUAUUA
Molecule: messenger RNA, 1772 nt
Organism: Drosophila biarmipes
Lineage: Eukaryota; Metazoa; Arthropoda; Insecta; Diptera; Drosophilidae
Product: membrane-bound alkaline phosphatase
Exons: 3
Coding region: 48-1631 (527 amino acids)
Biological process (GO): dephosphorylation
Molecular function (GO): alkaline phosphatase activity
Source: RefSeq, a predicted model, not a curated record